AUGACUCGAGUUCGUAAAAGCCCGGCAAAAGAUGUCGACAAGCAAGCAACUCCCAAAACCGGUGUUCAGAAGAAGACGCCCAUCAAGUCGGCUGUGAAGAGAGACAGGAAGAAAUCACCUAGCCCGCCACCAACAACCAGGUCGUCUCGUUCGCAGUCACAAACUCGCCGUCCAAGCGUCAAGCUUGCAAAGACGAGUACUGAUGAACACAUACGAAGCAGGUCCAGACCUGCGGAGGUCAAGGACCCGUUUCGUCCUCUUGCAGUAGACAUCUCGAGCGAUAAACUGGUAGAAACGCCAGUACCAAAAGCAAAACUGCCACGAAACUUCUGGGUCACGAACAACAAGGAACUUUCGCCUCCAUGGAUAGCAUGCUCGGGCUUCGUACCACCGGCCAUGGUCGAGUUCUUGAUGCGCUGCAAGAAGAAAACAGCCAUUGGAGUGAAGUGGAAGAAGGGCGACCAAAUCACGAACAUGGAAGGUGCUCUGCAUACUUUUGCAAACAGUAUCGAGUUGGCCUGGCUGCACGGUGAGAGAGGCUAUAACGGUGGCCACACCUUUACACCAUACCUUCCAAUCGGCAAAUUCAGAAGUGGUCGACAAGUCCUGGUAAGUAACAUGAUACACCAGGACUUCGAGACGAAUGAGGUGAUGACGGUGUUGUCUUCCUUGAAAAAGAACAAAACGACUCUUGUCGUGAACUUCAAGAUUCCCCUCACCAAGGAGAAGCAGUCCGAUGACAUUCGCAACAAGUACGAUGAUGCCUUGCGCCGACUCAUGGUAUACAGCCUAACCCUGGAUGGAGAGCUUCCAAGCAUCGAAGUGGGAAGCGCCAUCGCCAUGUCGCGUGCCCAAGCCAAGUCUUUCCUCGCCAACAAGGUCUUGAAAGUCGCCAGCAGCAGUGUUCUGGAACAUGUCAGGACCAGGCUGUUUUGGAUGUCAUCCAAGAAGGAUAGCCCGUUACUUUCGCUCGAGAUCCUGGUCACGACUGCAUAUCAUCAAUUCCGGAAUGAGAUGGAUGCUCUCAUUUGCACCCAUCAAGGUUACAUCUUUACCUUCUCGGCACCGAAGAUCUUCAUUGGAGAGUUUGGCAGCCAAGAUGGUCUGAUGGCGUGCAUCUAUGCUGCUGGGCUCAAGCAUUAUCUUCAGACCACGAAGCUCAAGAAGAUGAGAGUGUUUCAAGUGCCUGAUGUGCCGGGAGAAUGGGUUUCGUGGAUGCGAACGGCACUGUCGGCUGCACCAGGGGUGCGUGUAAUGACAAAGCAAGAGUUGUACACCAAGAAGGACCCUUCCGACCCCUACAACCCACCGUAUGCAGGCACUAUGCUUGUGUUGUACAACUGCUCGGAUGGGUUUGGACAAAACAUUCAGUAUGAGAUUGGGGCUGGCAGUCUUGAUGCUAUCAUCGAACGCUUUACGAGUGCAGCAGGAAGCCUACUUAACUACCGCGAGGACCUUGUAAGCAUGGUCUCAAUGCAUGCCGAGUAA
Molecule: messenger RNA, 1488 nt
Organism: Aureobasidium vineae
Lineage: Eukaryota; Fungi; Ascomycota; Dothideomycetes; Dothideales; Saccotheciaceae
Source: the annotation of a GenBank genome assembly